UCAAAUGUGACCUAAUAAUUUAGAAAUCUUAAAAUGACUGAACAUGUCUCGUUUCGUGAGUAUUGUGAAAAAACCACUUUACCGGGUAUGAAAUAUUUUGUGAUGAAUCAUAGAUCACCAAUGGAAAGAAUCUUUUGGGUGCUGAUUUUUGUUUGUAUGAUACUGGCAACAAUUUCUGGGUUAAGUGCUUUGAUAGACGUUUGGAUAAAUUAUCCAACAAUAAUGUUCAUCGAAAACACGAAAUCUGCAAUUCAAGAAAUACCUUUUCCAACGAUCACAAUUUGUCCAUCGAGCCAAAUGCGGAAAUGGGUUUGGGAAAAAUACUUGGACACGAACACUUCCUAUUGGGAAAACCUUCAACAAUAUCGGUCUUUAACAUGUUCUUCGUAUGUUUAUGCUCCUGGAUUGAAAGGCCGUGCCGAGGAUUAUUUGGACAACGAUUGGUUUAUACAAAUUAUGAAUGAUUGCGCGAUUAGCUGUUCAGAAUUGUUUCAAUCGGAGUUUAAAUGGCAAAAUACAACGUUAAGCAAUUUUUGUCAAUUUGUCCAGCCAAUUUUAGGAGUAUUUGGAUUAUGUUAUGCAAUUAACAUGAUGCCUAUGCAUCAAAUAUUAAACGAUGAAAAUUAUCAGAGAUACUUAAAAUUUUUUUCAACAAAUAACACGUACUCUAAUACUAAAAGGUCAAAAUGGACUUCCGACGACGGUUACUCAUUAUUUUCAGACCAAAAUGUUCUUUUCGAUGUAAUUCCAGCUCGAUCAAGUGGCGUUAGUUACUAUCAUCGCCUAAGAUUGAAAUUACACACGACAGAGAAUGCAUUUUCGACCUGUCCCAAUAAUCAUUACAACGAAGAUUUUUUUCUGGUUUUAAUAUCUAGUCCUGGCGAAUUAUACACGUACAAAACUAGAACAUUUGUAGCAUCAGACACAUACAAAAAAAUACAAAUCACACCGUUCGUAAAAAAAAUGAAUUCGGGCUUGAUGUGGCGUUCUCUGAAAAUUAGAAAAUGUUAUUUACACAACGAGAGAAAACUAUCCAGAUUUCAACUCUACACGGAGUUCAAUUGUAAUGAAGAAUGUAAAAUAAACAUAACUAUUUCAAUGUGUGGCUGUGUUGCUUACAACUCAGCCUUUGCAGUGAAUUCCAGCGUAAAAAUAUGUGGUCCGGCGAAAAAAAUUUGUGCGCAAAAAGCUACACUAGCUGUGUAUCUCUCGAAGGUACAAACAAAGUGUAAUUGUUUACCAACAUGUUCUGUAGUUGAAUACGAUAUAACAGAUUCAUCGCAUUAUGACAGUUGGGAUUAUAUGAAAGCUACAAAUUUAGUAAAAAAUAAUUCUAAAGGAGCUACGAUCGAAUUGGUUUUUAGACAUCCUUAUUUCACUGCAUAUGAAUCGGCAUCAGUUGUAGACAUAGAUUCAUUAAUUAGUAACACUGGAGGAAUAUUAGGCUUAUUUUUGGGAAUAAAUUUAAUUAAUAUUUUGGAAAUAUUGUAUGUAUUAAUUAAAAUUGUUAUUAGUUACUUAUAUUGUAAAUAAUAUGUUGAGUAAGUAAUCAGCGCACUGACAGAAGUGAUGAAGGAUGUACAAAUUGCUAUCAAUUAUUUUAAAAUUAAAGCAUUUAUAUAUGGUGUGAACUUUCUGAAACCAACAAAAAUAUAUUACGCGAUGCAUUAUAGUAGUAAA
Myzus persicae (green peach aphid) is the source of this 1680-nucleotide messenger RNA. RefSeq names its product pickpocket protein 28-like. Gene Ontology annotation, molecular function: ligand-gated sodium channel activity. The transcript is spliced from 10 exons. Gene Ontology annotation, cellular component: membrane. Bases 34 to 1533 code for a protein of 499 amino acids. The record is from RefSeq and is a predicted model, not a curated record. Lineage: Eukaryota; Metazoa; Arthropoda; Insecta; Hemiptera; Aphididae. Gene Ontology annotation, biological process: sodium ion transmembrane transport.